UAAUUUUUUUUACUCCUAAAUACGUUUAAGGUUUGGGCUUUUCCCGAACUCUCAGACCCCGUCUCGUUGUCGUCUCUGCAACCGUCACGACAGACAUUUGUCGGCCAUGCCAAUCAGUUCAGCUCACUCCCCCACCUUGAAGAAAAUGAGGUAAAAAUUAGAAAACCCAAAUAAAUAAUAAAUAAAAUAAAUCCCUGCCCUCACACUUUUACCCUUUUUCCUUUCGCCAUUUUUGUUCCGUCCGAUCUCCAAAAAGAGAGCUCGCUUUCGGUAUCAAGAUAUACAAAGCUGAAGCUUUCAUGGCAGGAUGGUCAACUUUAGCAAAUGGGUCUGCUUUAGAUUCCCUUGAAAAUGUCUGUGCUCAUCGGAAAAAGGGUCUCGUUGUUGGGUGUGUUGAUAAUGAUCAUGAUAGCGAUGAAUCCGACGGUGGUGGUGUUGAGUUUAGGCUACGGAGGUUGUUUGAUGAGGUCAUGUCCGUCUUCCUCAAGGCGAUUGGUGAAAAGGGUAGGUUUAGGCCUGUCCCGGCAAUGCUUCCAUGUGAGAAAUCUGUUGAUUUGUUCGAGUUGUUUUGGGUUGUGAGAGAGAAAGGUGGGUAUGAAUCCGUGACAAAGAAAAGGUUGUGGGGUUUUGUGGCCAAGAAAUUGGGGUUGGGUUUUGGGGCCAUGGCGGCCGUGAAAUUGGUGUACUUCAAGUAUCUGAGUGAGUUAGAGCAAUGGCUUAACAAUAGGGGAAAGUGUGGGAAUUUUGGGCGCUUGUCUUUGGAGCUAGAGACCGAGUUUAGAGAUUUGUUCUCCCAUUGUAGGCUUGUUCAAGUUGAGAAGAGAAAAAAAUUGUGCUUGAAAGAUGCCAAAUGUUCAGGCUUUGUCAAGUGUAAUGGUGAUAAUGACGAAAAGUUUGGUGACAAAGAUCACGAUGAAUCUGAUCAUCUUAUGGUCUUGAACUCUAGUGGUGAUGACAAGAAAGAAAAGGACAAUAAGAGAAAGAGAGAGUCUUUGUCGGGACUAGUGAAGUGGUUGACAGAGGUGGCAAAGCAUUCGGAUGAUCCUUCCAUUGGGGUAAUAGGAGGGCCUUCUGUGUUGAAGGAGCAUAAGGAGGGGAAAGAAAUCAGGGCAAGAGAGAUGUUGUUAAGAAGGCAUGUGAAUUCCAACAAUGAAGAAUCUCUAUUGCAGAAGAAGCUAAAGAUGCAUCCGUCUAUGUACGAGGAUAAUAUUGCUCUCAGCCACCAUUCUUCGGAGAGAUCAAGGUGCAGCAAAAGGCUUACAAAUUUGUCGAAAUCUCGUUCAUGUUCUUGUUGCAAUCCAUGUUCACCAAGUUCCCCUAAACUGAUAAGUCCUCGUAAAGUAGAGGUGGAUAAUGAGCCUAAGGAGGAAGAAGUUAUAGAAGUUGAUUUGCCAGUUUUAGCUAAGGAACUCUGCCCUUUGGAGGAUGAGUCCGUCAAAAAGGAUGUUUCUGUGGGGCCCCUCUUUCAAGCUGAUGUCCCAGAAUGGACUGGUGUGGUAUAUGAGAGUGAUCCUAAAUGGCUAGGCACUCGAGUAUGGCCGAAGGAAUGCAGAGAACACAAAUACCCUAUUAAGGAAAUAAAUACUAUUGGCAAGGGAAGACCGGAAUUUUGUGGCUGUCCACUUCCAGGAUCUGUUGAAUGUGUAAGAUUUCACAUUGCUGAGGCAAGGAUGAAACUAAAGCUCGAACUGGGUCCGGCAUUUUAUCAUUGGAGGUUUGACCAUAUGGGCGAGGAAGUUUCACUUCGGUGGACAGCUGAACAGGAAAAGAGGUUCAGAGAAAUAGUGAAAUCAAAUAAGUACUUUGGGGACAGGAAAAUCAGAUGGUUUCCUAUGAAGACGAUGGAAAACAUGGUAAGCUACUACUUCAACGUGUUCCUUGUCCAGAAAAGACGUUACCAAAAUCGGGUAACUCUAAAAAAUAUUGAUAGUGAUGAUGAUGAAAAAGAGUUUGGAUCUAUAGGCGGCCCUUUCGGGAAUAAUGCAGUUGAUCUUUCAGGGUCCAACAUGCUGUCAUGUGUUCAGAAUAAGCAGUGCACCGAUUUGGAAUAAACAAAAUGCAAGCAGGAGUUAAACCCCUUCUGAACUAUGCAACUUUCUCUCCAGAUUUUAAAGUGUUCAAGGUAAUAACAGUCAUGAGUGAUGCAAUUUUGAGGGUAGUGCCUGAAGUGGUGGAAGAGACUUGGUCAUUUUCUUGAAGACCCCAGAAGAGAAUUUGCAGAAUUCAGUUUUGGAGCUGACCAAGUAAGCCUGGAAUGUUGUAUUCGAAAAAUAUAUUACUGAUUAGAUAGCUCCAUUGUAAAUACCUUGUGCAGCACCAGGUUUUUCUUCUAGACACACCCAUUUGGCCAUAUUUUUAGAUAAAGGAAAUACUAGGGGAAUAUACACAGUCGUUCGAGUUGUAUUUUCUUUUUCUUUUUCUUUUACCCUUAUGAGAUGACUAUGCGGCAUUUUGUUUUGC
Molecule: messenger RNA, 2460 nt
Organism: Morus notabilis
Lineage: Eukaryota; Viridiplantae; Streptophyta; Magnoliopsida; Rosales; Moraceae
Product: AT-rich interactive domain-containing protein 2
Molecular function (GO): DNA binding
Source: RefSeq, a predicted model, not a curated record